Spodoptera exigua (beet armyworm) is the source of this 561-nucleotide messenger RNA. The record is from the annotation of a GenBank genome assembly. Lineage: Eukaryota; Metazoa; Arthropoda; Insecta; Lepidoptera; Noctuidae.
AUGACUGAGUCACCAAUUACAAGUGUCAGCACAGAAAAUUGUCAAGCAAGUAAACAGAAAGGAAUCAAAGGUACAGCAGAAACGACUGAUAUGGAUGUUGACAAUGACACGACCAGAAUCCCAAUCCGGAAUUUCAAUGUCUGUGAUGCCAAGUCCUCUAUUAGCAGAAACGGUGCAGACCUAGAAAGCAAAUUUGGUGAGAUUGUAAAGAGGACAGUCAUAGCAGCUGCACACACAUGCAUGGACCAUGUCAAUGCCACCACCAAGGACCUGGAGAACCUUCGAAAUGAACCACCUUAUCCAGAAACUUCAGCUUGCAUUGUUAAAUGCUUACUCGAAAAGAUCGGUGUUGUAAAAAGCAACAGAUAUUCAAAAAUGGGUUUCAUGACUGCCGUAACACCUUUGGUGUUUACAAAUAAAAAGAAAAUGGAACACAUGAGAACAGUGUCAGAAAACUGUGACAAAGAGGUAAAUCACAAACAUGAGACGCCAUGUCAACUCGGGAAUGAGGUCACUACAUGCAUCUUUAAAUACGCCCCCGAGCUACAUUUUAAGUCUUAA